AUGCAUAAGUGGAUUGAUGCCCCAUAUGAGUGUGUGAGAUUAACAUAUAUUUCUCUAGAAGUACCUUCUGAGAAAGAAGAAAUAGAAGAUGAGAACCAGUCUCCUCCAUCCCUAGAAGAAGAAGAAGAUAUUUCUGAAACUCCUUCUCCACAACGCCAAACUUCUGUUGAUGACGUUGAUCAUGUUUUCGAGUCUCCUCCGCAUUCCAGAGACGUUGAUACUGAAGUUAAGGAUGAUGGGUAUCAAUCACCACCAAAUGAUGACCAACAGCCACCUGAUUUUACCGGGGCUCCUCCAUCAGCGAGAAUACCUCCAUCAGUCAUCCUCCAUUGCCUUCGGGUCCUCCAACAUUAA
This is a messenger RNA of Lactuca saligna, 354 nucleotides long. NCBI's taxonomy places the organism in Eukaryota, Viridiplantae, Streptophyta, Magnoliopsida, Asterales, Asteraceae. The record is from the annotation of a GenBank genome assembly.